This is a messenger RNA of Epithele typhae, 1182 nucleotides long. RefSeq lists its product as uncharacterized. Bases 1 to 1182 code for a protein of 393 amino acids. The transcript is spliced from 7 exons. The record is from RefSeq and is a predicted model, not a curated record. Lineage: Eukaryota; Fungi; Basidiomycota; Agaricomycetes; Polyporales; Epitheliaceae. Gene Ontology annotation, molecular function: protein binding.
AUGUCUACAUUUGAAUCUCUGCCCGUUGAGCUCAUCGCUGACAUCCUUGGGGAGCUUGACCUCACAUCGCUGGUGCUCGUUGCCUACCUCUCUCGCCGCCUGAAAGACAUCGCGUCAGACCCCUCCCUGAACCCUUGGCGCCGUCCGAUCCUCCGCGCUCUCCGCGCACCUACAUCCGUCGACAACGAAGCUGAGUACGAGCCCGUUCUGCGCCAGCUUAGUGUGCGCCAGAUUGUCCCGAGGCACAAUUGGGUGGAAAUCCUGAGUCUCGGCAAACCCGAAUACCUCCUCUUUGAGAUGACGCUGCCAAACCUGAAGGAGACCGAAUGGGAGGAGUGCUUCCGUCGUAGGUUCCUACCCGGUUGGGUCAAGUGGAAGACGACGUCGUGGAAAGCCGCGUUUCUCAAGAUCUUGCAUCGUACAUGGCACCGAAGCCAUUCGUCUUGCACUGCUGAUGAGGGUUGGACCAAGUACAUUCUCCUCAACAGGAAUGGCUCCGCCAACCUUCUCGAAGCCUCGUCUCGCAGCUACGGCCCUAUGGCCGUCUUCCACGAAAUCAAACUGCAAAACAACCUGGCACACUUGCCGACCCACGUUCGACUCGUCGUUGAGUUCAGAGACGUGCGGAUUAUCGCGCUUGGAGUCCUGAGCAAGCCGCGUUCGUCUUUCUCCGUCAACCAGAACGCGCGUGCGUUCCUCCACCCCCCGGGAGUCACGAAAGGGGAAGACGAGGGCGCGUCCAGUUCCGCGCGAAGCAUCUCGGAGGGCAGUGACGAGUCGUUCGCGCCGCCGGCUGCGGACCCCGGGCUUCCUGGAAGAGGCCCAGCAACACCGUUCAUGUUGAGGGAUGCGUAUCGCCCGCUGAUACACCCUCUCCCUUCGUCAUGUCAUGCAAAUUAUCCUCUUUAUACCUCCGGCGGAGAAGACAAGAGGUGGAUGGGGAACGGAGAGAUGGAAGAGAACGGACGUCAGUGGGUGGGACCGAUGUUGAUCACUGCACAACUGGUCGGGCCUCAAACCAAGCAGCAGCCUGCGGACAUCUUCCUGCCUCUGCAGGACCUAGACCUCAUAGCAGGACCGGGCCGGAACCAGUACGCGUCCCUCACCUGGGAGGACCUGACUGCGGUCGCGCCAUGGCUCGAACUCACGAACAUGAUCAACGGCGCUGGCCUCGGACAUUGA